Molecule: messenger RNA, 558 nt
Organism: Naegleria fowleri
Lineage: Eukaryota; Heterolobosea; Eutetramitea; Acrasida; Naegleriidae
Source: the annotation of a RefSeq genome assembly
AUGAACGCUCAUUUACUAGAAUACUUAGUAUUAUCGGCACCAAAGUUUAUUUUUUCCUUGAGGAAAAAUAGUAAUCAAAUAUAUAUAAGGACACAUAAAUACUAUGUAUUGAUGUUAAGUUAUUUUUUGUAUAAAGAUAUAAAUUUACAAUUAAAGUCAUUAAUAGAUUUCACAAGUGUCGAUUAUAUAUUGAAAAAGAAGAGAUUUAAUUUAAUAUAUCACUUAAUUUCAAUAAUUUACCAUUAUCGUAUUUUCAUGAAGUAUUUUCUAUCAGAUCUAGAAAGUACCUAUUCAUUAUGCUAUAUGUAUCCCAAUAUAUCUUGGUACGAGAGGGAAUGUUGGGAUUUUUUUGGAAUCUUUUUUAUAAAUAACUUAAAUCUAAGGAGAUUAUUGUUAGAUUAUGGUUUCGUAGGACACCCAUUGAGAAAAGAUUUCCCAUUAACAGGAUUUGUAGAAUUAGUCUAUAGCAAUUUUUAUCUUAGUGUAAUUCAGAAAAAAGUAAACCUUAGCCAGUCGUUUAGAAAAUAUGAAACAGGGACAGUUUGGUCCUUACAUUAG